This is a messenger RNA of Sinocyclocheilus anshuiensis, 2257 nucleotides long. RefSeq names its product G protein-coupled receptor 84 (gene gpr84). The record is from RefSeq and is a predicted model, not a curated record. Gene Ontology annotation, molecular function: urotensin II receptor activity. Gene Ontology annotation, biological process: neuropeptide signaling pathway. Gene Ontology annotation, cellular component: plasma membrane. The coding region runs from base 162 to 1415 and encodes 417 amino acids. NCBI's taxonomy places the organism in Eukaryota, Metazoa, Chordata, Actinopteri, Cypriniformes, Cyprinidae. The transcript is spliced from 2 exons.
ACAUCAGUACCAGUUAUGAGACUAAAGGAGACGGUGGAGGCGUGGCUGUAGGGUCUAUUUGACAAAACAGAGAACUGAGACAUAUGAACGCAGAGACAAAUUGUGCUAAAAAGGGAACAAAGUAGGGAUAUCUAUAAAAACCAAGGAGGAAACCAUAGUGGAUGGAUGCCACAGCUGUUGCAAGGAUGUGGAACGGCACGGAUCCUCUGAGAAAUGAUACCUUUUCUUGUGCGUCCCCAUCUGUCGAGGGCUACCGUUAUUUUGGCGUCCUCUUGGGAUCGGCUGUGACCAUAGUAGGAACCAUAGGGAAUAUUCUGACGGUCCUCGCCUUUGCUACUGAUGCCAGCCUGAGGACACGUUUCAAUGUUCUCAUAGUAAACCUUGCCCUCGCUGACCUUCUUUACUGCACGAUGCUCCAACCGGUCAGCGUUGACUCGUACCUGCACCUGCACUGGAGAGGCGGAGCCACAUGGUGCCGGAUGUUUGGAUUCCUUCUGUUCCUGUCCAACAGCGUGUCCAUUAUAACAUUAUGCCUCAUCGCUAUGAGCCGUUACUUGGUUGUUGCGCAUCGCACUUCUCGCUGCGCCCGUCUGCUCCUGUCCCACCGUGGAGUGGCAGUGCUCCUCAUCUCAUCCUGGCUACUGGGUCUAGCCAGUUUCGCCCCACUUUGGCCCGUCUAUGUGUUUGCCCCGCAAGUGUGCACCUGCAGUUUUCACCGCAGUAAAGGGCGGCCUUACACCACCGUGCUGCUUUUCCUGUACUUCUUCUUGGGCUUGGGUUGUGUGGGCCUUUUCUACUUACUGAUCUACCGUAAGGUGCGUGUAGCCGCUAAGGCUUUUCUGAAGUACAGGCCCAGUCGUCGCUCAUCAAAACGCAAGCAGGCCGAAGCUGAAGCGGCGACGGAUGACAGCGGGAUCAGUGCUGGAGCUUCAACAACUCAAAGCUGUGAGAUCAGUAAUGAUGAAGCAGGAGCGGAGCAGAAUAGGAACAAAGCAGAGGAGAAAUCCGAGGGCCACACAACCACAAAAGAACCAAAAAACUCCAUUCAAGAUGCCUCAAAAGACAUAGAAACGUCUUCUAAACCAUCUCCGAUAACAAUCCAGACCACUCCAGCUGCCGGCUCAGGAGAGGACAGUGAAUUUAAGCGUGUAACUCGAAUGUGCUUUACAGUUUUCUUGUGUUUUGUCGGCUGCUUUGCGCCAUUUCUGCUGCUGAAUGUCUCUGAUAAGGCGAACCGUGCACCACAGGUCAUUCAUAUGUUCUGUGCAAAUCUCACUUGGUUAAAUAGUUGCAUUAACCCUUUGUUGUAUGCAGCCAUGAACCGGCAGUUUAACCAGGCCUACAAAGACCUACUACACAAAGCUGUACAUCCAUUAACCUGGAUAUGGAGGACCCGUCGGUUCACAACAAGUUAAGCGAUAAUUACAAAUGUUAUCCAAGUAAUUUCAAAAUGAAUAUGACUGAAAGCUAAUGCUUUUUAAGUGGCCUUGUGCUGUAGAUGUUCAGUGACCUCACAUAUUAUGUAUAAUGAAAUAUGGAGCUGCACUCCAUUCAUUCUAUGGAGAACAUCACAGUUCUCGGGUUUAUUUUUAUUCAUCUCCAUCAGCUGCAUAUAUAAAGCACAAUUAAACCAAUAGAACCAAAUAUAACUCAAAACUGCAUGCCAUAUACAUUUGAUGUAUUAUGUUCUGUUUUAUAUUCCAUUCACUUUCUAUAUUGUCAAAUAGCUUGUACUUCUUUAUUUGGCUCAUUUUUGACUAUUAUGGUCCGAAGGCAUUUCUUUUCAAGCAGUGGGAUUUUCCAGUUCUAGCAAAGAUCGGAAAGAAAAUGUGUCUUUUGGCUUUUCACUGCAAACGCACAAACUUUCUCUGUUUCAUUUCCUCAUUUUUCUGUUUGCACAUAGUCAGUAAUUAUGCGUGCUACCAAAGGAAUGAUUCAUAAUGACAUUAAGAACAUUAUAUUUUGUAACCUUACGCACAAAUGAACAUGGGAGUUUACAGCUGGGUGAUGGAGACAACAAGGACAUGCCUUACUGUUUAUUACCUCACAUAGGAAACCACGAGAGUUUCUUAAAUCCUCUUUUGCUUGCUGUGUUGUUUCCAUUUUGAUAUAUUUACUCUUUAAGCUGGAUCUCCAGAAUAUGAAAUAAGUUGUAUGAUUUUAUUUUUAAGUUUUAUUUGCAGUUCUUUGACAUGUAGGUGGAUCUGUAACGUGUAUAUUGCACAUCAUAUCAGUGUUCUACAAUUAAAAUAUGAUU